Penaeus chinensis is the source of this 955-nucleotide messenger RNA. Its product is annotated as serine/threonine-protein kinase MRCK alpha-like. The record is from RefSeq and is a predicted model, not a curated record. The coding region runs from base 578 to 877 and encodes 99 amino acids. Lineage: Eukaryota; Metazoa; Arthropoda; Malacostraca; Decapoda; Penaeidae. The transcript is spliced from 3 exons.
CCAGUCGGGGUUUGUCUCUGGGUGUGAGUGGACGUCGCUCGUCUUUAUCAUGGAAACUAUGGAAUAUACCUGAAAAUUCGCUGGUUAUAGGAAGAGCAAUGGGAGGUGGUUCUCCACAGCCCAGCUCUACCAAGGGUGAAUCGUGUUUGCACCUCAACGACAUCUCUUCUUUGGGGGUCUUGUGAUCAGUCGGGAACCUCUGUCGUCACCCCCCAAGAGCAGUGUUACUCAAUGUGCCUUUAUCGUCAAUCCCUUUUGCUCAGUAAAUGAAGAAAUUAAAUUAUUUUAAGCCAUUUUGUGUAAUGGGAGAUAAUCUAAAGCAAUGAAAUUAAUUUGGGGAUGUUAUGGUUGGUGUCAACUUGAUUGAUUUGUGGAUGGUGCUUGGAGAAUGAGGAUAUGAGGUAUUGUAGUAACAAAUAUUACAUUUAUUGUGAUGAUGAAUAACUAGAACCAAUGCUUUGGCUGGUUUUCUAACUCGGGGAGUUUCAAUGGCUCCUUAAGUGAAAUCCGUUCUUCCGUGAUUGUGUUCAGACUUUUGCUUGAAUAAAGGAGGAAGUCCCUUUCCCCCUUUCUUUCAAUGAUGGGUGAUGGACAGGAUGACGCUGGAGGGGGAGGUGGGAGUGUGGUCACAGGAGGAGGAGGAAUAGGGGGAGUCGGGGACGGAACCAUCGUAGAAAUGGAUGUCAGCCACUCAGAGCGGCGGCUCCGUGAGCUGGAGCACCUCUUCCUCUCAGGACCUGUCUUGUCAGAUGGACAGAGCUACUCUAUGGAGACCCUCCUGGAUGUGCUCCUGGUCCUCUUUGAUGAGUGCACCAACUCAUCACUUCGACGAGAAAAGACUGUGUCAGACUUCAUAGAAUAUGGUAAGCACGAGUGACGCUUUCCGUGGCCAUGGAUCGAAAAAAUACGUAAGUCAGGAUUUGGUUUGGAUGUGAUAAUAUGCUCUGGUAUAUCU